Molecule: messenger RNA, 1608 nt
Organism: Epithele typhae
Lineage: Eukaryota; Fungi; Basidiomycota; Agaricomycetes; Polyporales; Epitheliaceae
Product: histone acetyltransferase
Exons: 5
Coding region: 1-1608 (535 amino acids)
Biological process (GO): regulation of DNA-templated transcription
Molecular function (GO): histone acetyltransferase activity
Source: RefSeq, a predicted model, not a curated record
AUGGCGCCACACACUCCGAAGGAAGAUGGGCCUCAACCACCACCACCGAUUACACCGGGAGGAACGUACGCCAUUCAAACCGUCUCAGUCGGCUGCAAGCUCUACAUCCGCCGUCCUGGCCCCGAUGGCCACGACGAGGAGCGCCUCGCCGAGAUCCUCUCCAUCCGCGACAAGCCCACGAACCCGUACGGCACCCGCGUCAAGCGCGAGGACGACGCCACUCGCCCCGAGGACCGCCUCGAGUUCUUCGUCCACUGGGACCAGUUCAACAAGCGCCUGGACGACUGGGUCCCCGGCUCCCGCCUCGUCCUCUCCCGCGACCUCGAGUGGCCCCGGCCCAAGGCCACCCCCACCCCUAAGAAGGCCGCCAGCAAGAAGACCCCCGCGAAGAAACAGCAGUCCCUCCUCAAGCGCGCCGCCACCGCACAUGCACUCACCGCCAAAGGCGACUGGGGCUCUCCUGCCCCGGGUACUCCAGGCUCCCAACCGGCGUCUACUCGGGCAAGCCCUUCUCCCGGUCCUUCCAUCCUCGGCCAGAAGCGCAAGACGCUCCAUGACGAGGAGGAAGAGGAAGAGGAGGACCUCGAUGCCGACGCCGAGGGUGAGAUGGACGUCGACGCCGAAGGCGACGUCCUUGACCUCGACUCGACCGAACCCCCACCGCCCCCACCAACCGUCUCGUUCUUCAGCAAGGAACAAGAGAUCGAGAAGCUUCGCACGUCCGGUUCCAUGACACAGUCAAUAUCCGAAAUAGCUCGUGUCAAGAACCUGAACCGACUACAGAUCGGCCGCCACGAAGUCGACGCGUGGUACUUCAGCCCGUACCCACAAGAAUUCGCGCACCUACCUAUACUCUACAUCUGCGAAUUCUGUCUGUGCUACUUCGGGUCCGAGUUCAUGCUCUCACGCCAUCGCAAACGUUGUAACCUCUUCCAUCCCCCGGGCAAUGAAAUCUACCGUCAUGAGGAAAUCUCCUUCUUCGAACUCGAUGGCAAGCGUCAGUUGGCGUGGUGCCGCAACCUAAGUCUGCUAUCAAAAUGCUUUUUGGAUCACAAGACCUUGUAUUAUGAUGUAACACCAUUCUUGUACUAUGUUAUGUGCAAACGCGACGAAUACGGCUGCCACAUGGUCGGCUACUUCUCCAAGGAGAAGGAGUCCGCCGACAGCUACAACGUCGCCUGUAUUCUCACCCUCCCCCAACACCAACGGCACGGCUACGGCAAGCUCCUCAUCGAGUUCUCCUACGAGCUCAGCAAGCGCGAGGGCAAGCUCGGCAGCCCCGAGAAGCCGCUCUCCGACCUCGGCCUCCUGGGCUACCGCGCCUACUGGGCGGAGACGAUCAUCGACCUCCUCAUGAACGCCACCGAGGACGUCUCCAUCGACGACAUCGCGCAGAAGACGUCCAUCACCCACGCGGACGUGAUGAACACAUGCACGACCCUCCAGCUCUUCAAGCACUACAAGGGGCAGCACGUCAUCAGCAUUCCAGAAGCCGUGCAGGACAAGUACCGCAAGGCGAAGGAGAAGCGCAAGCGCCGGAUCCACCCCCAGAACCUGCUCUGGAAGCCCCCCGUGUUCUCGCGAGAUCAGCUCAGAUUCGGCUGGUGA